Messenger RNA from Oryctolagus cuniculus (rabbit), 2243 nucleotides. It is a transcript of the gene HSF1, whose product is annotated as heat shock transcription factor 1. Gene Ontology annotation, biological process: regulation of DNA-templated transcription. The record is from RefSeq and is a predicted model, not a curated record. Lineage: Eukaryota; Metazoa; Chordata; Mammalia; Lagomorpha; Leporidae. Gene Ontology annotation, molecular function: sequence-specific DNA binding; DNA-binding transcription factor activity.
GGCCGCGGCGGGCGGGGCGCCGGCGGGAGCGCGCCCGGCGCAAGAUGGCGGCGGCCAUGCGAGGCCCUGGAGUUGCGUGUGCGCAGCGGGCGGCGGCGCGGCCCGGGAGACAGGCGCGGCGACGGCGCUAGCCCUGCCCUCGGCCCCUCCUCACGGCCACUCCCUCCGCCUUUCCCGGCGUCGCCCGACAUGGACCUUUCCGUGGGCCCCGGCGCGGCGGGGCCCAGCAACGUCCCGGCCUUCCUGACCAAGCUGUGGACCCUCGUGAGCGACCCCGACACCGACGCGCUCAUCUGCUGGAGCCCGAGGCCACGCGGAAACGGGCGUGACACUGCUCACAGCAGCCAGUGGGGAUGCCCGCCAAGACCCAUCCACUGAGCGGCAACAGCUUCCACGUGUUCGACCAGGGCCAGUUUGCCAAGGAGGUGCUGCCCAAGUACUUCAAGCACAGCAACAUGGCCAGCUUCGUGCGGCAGCUCAACAUGUACGGCUUCCGGAAGGUGGUGCGCAUCGAGCAGGGCGGCCUGGUCAAGCCCGAGAGGGACGACACCGAGUUCCAGCACCCGUGCUUCCUGCGUGGCCAGGAGCAGCUGCUCGAGAACAUCAAGAGGAAAGUGACCAGCGCCUCCACCCUGAAGAGCGAGGACAUCAAGGUGCGUCAGGACAGCGUCACGAAGCUGCUGACGGACGUGCAGCUCAUGAAGGGGCGGCAGGAGUGCAUGGACUCCAAGCUCCUGGCCAUGAAGCACGAGAACGAGGCCCUGUGGCGGGAGGUGGCCAGCCUGCGGCAGAAGCACGCCCAGCAGCAGAAAGUUGUCAACAAGCUCAUUCAGUUCCUGAUCUCGCUGGUGCAGUCCAACCGGAUCCUGGGGGUGAAGAGAAAGAUCCCGCUGAUGCUGAAUGACGGCAGCUCUGCACAUUCCAUGCCCAAGUACGGCCGGCAGUACUCCCUGGAGCACGUCCCCGGUGCCGGCCCCUAUGCGGCCCCGGCCCCGGCCUACAGCGGCUCCAGCCUCUACGCGGCAGACGCCGUCGCCAGCUCCGGGCCCAUCAUCUCCGACAUCACUGAGCUGGCCCCCUCCAGCCCCCUGGGCUCCUCAGGCGUGAGCGCAGAUGAGAGGCCUCUAUCCAGCAGCUCCCUGGUGCGAGUUAAGGAGGAGCCCCCGAGCCCACCUCGGAGCCCUCGGGUGGAGGAGGCGAGUCCCGGGUGCCCGUCGUCUGUGGACACCCCCUUGUCCCCGACCACCUUCAUCGACUCCAUCCUGCGGGAGAGCGAACCCGCCCCCACAGCCGCCUCAGCCUCAGCCCUCCCGGACGCAGGGGGUCGCCCCCCCUCGCCCUCACCCCGCUCCGCCCCCGAGAAGUGCCUCAGCGUAGCCUGCCUGGACAAUGUGGCUCGCGCUCCACAGAUGUCUGGGGUCGCCCGCCUCUUCCCCUGCCCCUCCUCCUCCUCUCUGCAUGGCCGAGUCCAGCCAGGGAACGAGCUCAGUGACCACUUGGAUGCCAUGGACUCCAAUCUGGAUAACCUGCAGACCAUGCUAACCAGUCACGGCUUCAGCGUGGACACCAGCGCCCUGCUGGACCUGUUCAGCCCCUCGGUGACGCUGCCUGACAUGAACCUGCCUGACCUUGACAACAGCCUGGCCAGUAUCCAGGAGCUCCUGUCUCCCCAGGAGCCCCCCAGGCCUCUCGAGGCAGAGAACAGCAGCCCGGACUCAGGAAAGCAGCUGGUCCACUACACAGCGCAGCCCCUGCUCCUGCUGGACCCGGACGCCGUGGACACAGGGAGCAGCGAGCUGCCCGUGCUCUUCGAGCUGGGGGAAGGCUCCUACUUCUCCGAAGGGGACGACUACUCAGACGACCCCACCAUAUCCCUGCUGACAGGCUCCGAGCCCCCCAAAGCCAAGGACCCUGCCGUCUCCUAGAGGCCCUGGGGGGAGCUGGGCCACCCAGGGCCUGCCCACCGCCACCCCCAGUGCAGGGCUGGGCUCGGGGCAGCUGGACAGGCGCUUGGGGUGGGCAGUGCCUCCAGGCAGGAGCCAGAGUUGCCUUUGCCCCUUCCCGGCGUCCAGGGGUUUGGCUGGAGCUUUACAGCCAACUUGGACUGGCCUGCGGCUUGCUCAGAGGUGUAUUUUGGUUUUUACAUGAGGGUACCCCUCCCCUUCCAGACACAGACGCACAGGUGGACAGACGGAGACGAGACAGGCAGCGAUGCUGUAUAAAUGGACGGGCUCUAGGCUGCA